This is a messenger RNA of Myotis brandtii (Brandt's bat), 2039 nucleotides long. Its product is annotated as zinc finger protein 883-like. Gene Ontology annotation, cellular component: nucleus. Gene Ontology annotation, molecular function: DNA-binding transcription activator activity, RNA polymerase II-specific; RNA polymerase II cis-regulatory region sequence-specific DNA binding. Bases 93 to 2039 code for a protein of 648 amino acids. Gene Ontology annotation, biological process: regulation of transcription by RNA polymerase II. The transcript is spliced from 3 exons. The record is from RefSeq and is a predicted model, not a curated record. NCBI's taxonomy places the organism in Eukaryota, Metazoa, Chordata, Mammalia, Chiroptera, Vespertilionidae.
CCUUCUCAGGUUUUUGUCUCAGGCGGUGAGGUUUUCCAAGUCCACAAUCCCGUUGAGGAGGCCGGAGAGUGGUGCUCCCCGCCUCACAGCCAAUGGUCGGAGCCUCCAGUGGUGCUCACAGCUCCCACGUGGGAUUGAAGCUCGGAGUCCCCGCCCGGACCCACGCCAGGGCGGGGACAGGGACCGCCAUUCCUGCGGCGGCUUCUACUCCCGCCCGGCUCAGCCCACAGAGGGCAAUGGCGGCGCCCCCGCUGAGGAGACGGGCCGAGGUUGGCGUGACCUUUGAGGACAUUGCCCUGUACUUCUCCAGGAAGGAAUGGAACCUUCUUGAUGAGAGUCAGAGACAGCUGUACCUGAAUGUGAUGCUGGAGAACUUUGAACUUAUAUCCUCGCUGGGUUGCUGCUGUGGAGUAGAGAAUGUGGAGGCACCAACAAAACAGAAGGUUUGUGUUAAAGUGUCCCAGGCAAGGAAGCCCAAGGUAGCCUUUUCUUCCAGGAAGAGCCACCCCUGUGAGAGUUGUGGACUAGUCUUGGGAAACAUUUUCCUCAUGACGGAGCUGCAGGGAACACAACAUAGACAGAUACUGUUGAGGUGUGGGGCAUGUGCAAAAUGGUUUUACUUCACUGUAAAAUUUCACCAGCAGCAUGUGAGAGAGAAGACUUUCUUUAGAGGGGUGGGCAGGAUCUCACUUGCAAACAGCUGCAAUGUCAAUGUGUCCCAGAAUCAUUUCACCUGUGAGGAGGUUGGGCAGGGUGUCCUUACCGGGUCAGGACAUCUCCACCUAAAGGCUCCUCAGACCAGGGACAGUCCAAAUGCUAUUUCAACACCUGGGGUGAUGUUUCAAAGGAGAGAAAAUUGUUACACCAGAAAAGAAUGUAAGAAAGUCAAUAGUUGCACCCACAUGUUUAUUCAGGAAAAGGGUGUCGAUGUUGGAAGUCGAUGUUUUGUGUGCUCUGAAUGUGGGAAAUCUUUUACAACUAACUCUCACCUUCAUUAUCAUCAGAGAGUUCACACAGGAGAAAAGCCUUAUAAAGGCAGUAAAUGUGGAAAGUCUUUUACAAGGAGCACUUGCCACCAAUAUCAUCAAAGAGUUCAUACAGGUAAAAAGCCUGAUCAAUGCAGUGAAUGUGGGAAGAGUUUUACCACUAGAAGCCAGCUUCGUAGUCAUCAGAGAGUUCACACUGGAGAAAAGUCUUAUCAAUGCAGUGACUGUGGGAAUACUUUUACCACUAGAAGCCAGCUUCGUAAUCAUCAGAGAGUUCACACUGGAGAAAAGCCUUAUCAAUGCAGUGAAUGUGGAAACUUUUUUACCCGGAGCAGUUCCCUUCGUUGUCAUCAGAGAAUUCAUACAGGAGAAAAGCCUUAUAAAUGCAGCGAAUGUGGGAAAUCUUUUAUCAACUGCAAUGUGCUUCGUUGUCAUCAGAGACUUCAUACAGGAGAAACACCUUAUCCAUGCAUUUACUGUGGGAAAACUUUUACACAAGCUGGUAGUCUCCAAUAUCAUCAGAGAGUUCACACUGGAGAAAAGCCUUAUAAAUGUAGUGAAUGUGGCAAGUCUUAUAUAAAUAGCAAUGGUCUCCAAUGUCAUCAGAGAGUGCACACUGGAGAGAGGCCUUAUAAAUGCAGUGAAUGUGGGAAAUCUUUUACCCAGAGCAGUGCCCUUCGUUGUCAUCAGAGAGUUCACACUGGAGAAAAGCCUUAUAAAUGCAGUGAAUGUGGAAAUUGUUUUACCCGGAGCAGUUCCCUGCGUUGUCAUCAGAGAAUUCAUACAGGAGAAAAGCCUUAUCAAUGCAGUGACUGUGGGAAAUCUUUUACCUGGAAAAUUGAUCUUCGUCGUCAUCAGAUAGUUCAUACAGGAGAGAAUCCUCAUAAAUGCAGUGAAUGUGGAAAGUCUUUUACAAAUAGCACCCGUCUCAAAUAUCAUCAGAGAGUUCACACUGGAGAAAAGCCUUAUAAAUGCAGUGAAUGUGGGAAAUCUUUUACAAGUUGCAAUGGUCUUCAAAAUCAUCAGAGAGGUCACACUGGAGAAAGCUGUUGA